AUGUGCAUCGCCAUCCUCAGCGCUGCACACCCAGACUACCCCUUCAUCUUGCUCAACAAUCGCGAUGAAUACCUCCACCGCCCAACAGCCGAAGCAACUUGGUGGCCGGAACCAGACGCACAAGUCCUAGGAGGCUACGACCUGCAUCGCCCCGUGCACGGGACCUGGCUCGGUCUCACGCGCCAGGGCCGCAUUGCCGUGCUCACCAACUACCGUGAGGAAGACCAAGCCAUCGUGCAAGGCGCACGGAGCCGCGGCGUAAUCCCCAACGCGUGGCUGAAGAGCACGCCAACCUCUUCGCAAACGGCGGAAGACUUUGCGCGGCAGAUGAUCGAAGAAGACGGCGUCGAAGGCGUGGGCGGCUUCUCGCUGUGCUACGGCUUCGUGCAGGACGUCGUCAACCGCGGGACCGGACUCGUAGUCGUCAGUAACCGCAUGCCCGACGUCGACGGCGUGGUGCAUCUCCUGCGCCGUUCGGACGAGACUACGGCGCUCAGCAACGCUGCAUACGGCGACCGCUCGUGGCCCAAGGUCGUCAACGGGGAAGCAUGGACGGCUGCCGCGAUUCGGGAGUCUGUCGAGAAGAACGAGACGCGCGACCAGCUCGUCGAACGCUUACUCGCUAUCCUAUCUAUAGACACCAUGUCCCGCCAGAAAGCAGACGAGGAGUGGGACAUGUACCUUACGCAGCUGCGGCACAGCAUCUUCAUCCCCGCCAUUGGCCGCGAACAUCUAGAGCUGCACAAGAUGCCGUCCCACGAGGUGGGUGACGUGGUCAAGGAGAAGGCGCCUGAUGCUACGAGUGGGUGCUACGGAACGGGCAAGCAGAGCGUUAUCCUUGUGGAUAAGCAGGGCAAGGCGUUUUAUUUGGAACGGACGCUGUUUGAUAGCGAUGCGCAGCCCGUUGCGAGGGGGGAGGGGGACCGUGUGUUUGAAUUCCAGGUCGAAGGGUGGUGA
This is a messenger RNA of Ascochyta rabiei, 957 nucleotides long. RefSeq lists its product as uncharacterized. The record is from RefSeq and is a predicted model, not a curated record. Gene Ontology annotation, cellular component: Golgi apparatus. The coding region runs from base 1 to 957 and encodes 318 amino acids. NCBI's taxonomy places the organism in Eukaryota, Fungi, Ascomycota, Dothideomycetes, Pleosporales, Didymellaceae. Gene Ontology annotation, biological process: protein secretion; Golgi organization. The transcript is spliced from 2 exons.